CCCUUCCUCACUCUGCUCUGACUCCACCAGCCCGCCGACGAGUGACGGCCGACCCACGCAACAGAAGCAGCAACAAAAUGAAGAACAGGCAACCACGGUAAGGACUAACUGAGGCACAGGCAGUGGCUGUGGCUGUGGGAGAGAGAGUGCACGCAGUGGCAGUGGUCGGAGCUGAUGGCGAAUUUGUCCAGUCUGGUUCACGAACUCCGGGAACGCAUUGCCUCGUCAUCAUCAACCCCUCCCGACAAACAAAACGAUGAAGCCUUGCAGUCUCGCUUCCGCGCCGUACUGCCCAAUCUCCUCCAAGCCUACGUUGUCCCUUCCUCUUCCGCCGCCAGAGAGAGGGAGGUGAUUGCCGUGCUCAAGCUUUUGUCACACACCGCCAAGAAUUUCCCCGGAGUUUUCUAUCACGGGAGGGCCAGUGCUGUGCUUCCUGUUGUAGGCCGAGUGUUACCUUUUCUUGCGGAGCCCGCAUUCCGCCCCCGACAUGGAGUUAUUGUUGAGAUUGUUGGAUCUCUGCUAUCCUUGCUUCGCACUGGUGAUAGAGAUGCAUACAGACAAUUCUUCUUGGAUGCUAUGUCGUUGACUGAAGAUCUUGUAUAUGUUGCCUCCGUUUGUGAUCAGAGAAGAUCUGUGGGACAGAAAAGUAUCUUGUUGAAGUCUUUCUGUGAGUCAUUUUCCAGAAUACAAAAUGAUCCUGCUCUUCUUGGUGGUCUUCCAACGUUCAACACAUCUGCUAGUGGAGACGGAAUAUUGAUUAAUGUUAUGGGAAAAGAAAGGUUCCGAGCCUUUGCCACUUCCACCAUCAAGCUUCUAUGUAAAUGUUUGACUGAAGGAACAUUAUAUGUUGAAGGGCUUUUGGAUGGCUCAUGUGUUUCGUCAGUCUGCAAGCUUUUGUGCUACGGAGAUGAUGAUUUGCACAUGGCAUGCUUUGAUUUUGUACGGAUGGUUAGAGCCGGGAGAAACUAUGAGAUUCUUCCUUCAGAGAAACUAAUCCAGUCAAUGACAAUCAUUCUAAGCAAAGAUGUUGAGGGAGUUUCAGUAUUCAGAAGUGCAGUUUAUGAUUCUUCUCUGGGAGGAUGUCUUCAGUCCUUGCAUUCUAGUUGUCCUGAGCAUGUUGUCAGGUCAACAGCAGCUGAGAUAUUGUACAUAUUUCCUGAAUCAAUGCUAAAGACAAGUAGCUUGGAACUGAAGGCUGGUUUGUGUAAUGCGUACAUACGAAUUGUAAAGACAUGCCCUCCUUAUUUGUGGAGACCAGAAUGUCUCAUAUCACUGCUUUAUUCAUCAAACACCAGUUUUCAUUUAAUAGAUUGCUUCAGAGCUGCUAUUACCAGUCUUGGUCCUAAUCUUGUUGGAAGGAUAAUGACUGAAGAUGCUGAUGUUGUUCUGCCGAAGUUAAGGGAUACUGAAAUUGUAAUCUCAAAAUUUGGAAGCAAAAGACCCAGAGAGGAUAUUAUACCAAUGGAAGCAAAGCGCCAAAAGUUAAAGUAUUCUUGCUCAAAAUCCCAGGAUGAAUGCAAGUUUGUCUGCACAGUUCCCUGUGUUAUGGAGAAAGAAUAUGCUGAUUUGAUGUGCUCUUCGUUAAAUCUAUUGCUUGAUUUCCUAAAUCCCCCCGGGGAGAACUCUAAUUCAUUGAGGAUAGAAAUUGAGCUCGCAGCUAUUAGCACCCUCUGUAUUGUUUUUUCUGAGCACCCUCAUGAAGACCUUUCCCUUUGCAUAUUUCAGAAAAUGUGCAAGUGGCUUUCUUGGAUUUCUGAGCAGCAAGGGAAGCAACAAACUUCAUUUCCUGUUGGCAUGUCUAUUUUUCUAGAAGCAGUUGACAGCUUACUGCUUGCACAAGGGUCGCUAUCUAAAGAGAAUAGACUUGCGAUCUUUGAAAAUAUUGGUGAUAUUGGAGAUAUCUUGCGGCCAGUGCUGAGGCUUCCAUGGACCUGUGCUUCAUCCAUUACAGAAUCCUGUGAUCUUGCUUCCUGGAAGGCAAAAUGUCUUUCAAUUCGUAUUCUAUCAAAGAUUGGGUGCAUAACAUGGCAAGGUGUUGAUCUUGAUAUUCUGGAUUUGGGGCUCUGUGAUGAAGAAGUAGAAGUUAGAAUUGAAGCUAUCAUAUCAAUGCCUGUGAUUGUGUUGUUUGCUGGUGCUGAUUUUCUGAUGCCCAUGUUCAAUAGGCUGGAGACUCUUAAAAAAGAGAAAAAUGAGCAAGUCAAGAAAGUCAUUUCUCUCUCUCUUGGUCAUCUGGCAUGCUUAUAUGGAUAUUAUGAUUGUAAUGGCCUUCCUUCUAAAGCUGGAUGCAAAUUAUACUUGAAGAAGGAUAGGGAGAAUGAACUCUUUGGUAUGAGUCAUUUUUUGCCGAGAUUUUGGUGUUCAAAGUGUGAAAGCAGUGGUACAGAUGACUUUUGGCCUUCUUCAGCAGUAUUUUUACCUAAUGUGGAGAAAAAAAAUUAUCUUUUCAAUUGUGACUAUAGUUAUUUGCAAUCUCUCUUUUUUGAACUCCUCUACGAUGAAUCAUCAGAAGAAGUACAAGCUGCUUGUGUCAGAAUGAUUCAGUGCAUCCUUCUCCAUGGAACUGAAGAUGUUUUGAUUACAACUAGAUUGCAGUGGAUUCAAUGUAUUGAUUUUUUACUCCUUCACAAGAAUAAAAAUUUGAGACAAGCAUUUGUCUCCCAGAUUACUUUCUUUGUUCGCGAUCCUAUCCUGGAGUGUUUAUUUUUGUGGAAGAAUUCCCAGGAGAAAUCCAAGGAACAGAGGUUUAUGGACAAAAUAAAGCAUGCUUUGGCAGCAGCAGAGGAUCCUUUGGUUUUCGAAACCCUUCUAGAAACUACAGCAACAGUCAUGCAAGUAGUUGAUAUCCAUAAUCAACUGUUUUUGUUCUCUCUUAUUUUAUUGAUCGAUCAGCUGGACAAUACUUAUGCUUCUGUGCGGCUAACUGCCUCCAAGCUGAUAAAUAGAUCAUGCCACUUCCAUCAUUCAGGAGGCCUUGAUGCACUCCUGUCAAAAGCUCCACAUGUCCGAAAUGAAUUGUAUGAUUAUCUAUGUAUGAGGCUUGGCAACCAACCCAAAAUGGUUGAAGAAUUUUCAGCAGCUGUUCUUGGCAUUGAAACUGGAGAACUUGUGAAGAGAAUGAUUCCUGUUGUUCUUCCAAGACUUGUGGUCAUUCAACAUGAAAAUGAUCAAACUCUAGCAACUUUAUAUGAACUGGCCAAGUGUUUGAAUACUGAUAUGGUGCAGUUAAUUGUUAAUUGGCUUCCUAAAGUACUUGCCUUUGCUCUUCAUCAAGCUGAUGGGCAAGAGUUAAACUCUGCUUUGGAGUUCUACCAUGAACAUACUGGAUCAGACAAACAAGAAAUUUUUGCUGCUGCUUUACCUGCACUUUUAGAGGAACUUGUAUGCUUUACUGACGUAGAUGAUUCUGCAGAAAUAAGUAAAAGGUUAGCCAGGGUACCUCAUAUGAUCCAACAAAUUGCUAAAAUUCUGACUGGCAGUGAAGAUCUUCCAGGAUUUUUGAGGAAUCAUGUUGUUGGUAUGCUGAACAGCAUUGAUAGAAAAAUGCUUCAUGCAGCAGAUAAGGCAUUGCAAAAACAAGCCAUUACGCGAAUAGAGAUGCUGAUUAAAUUGAUGGGCUCCCAUCUUUGCACUUAUGUUCCAAAAAUUAUGGUGCUUCUCAUGCAUGCUAUCAACAAGGAAUGGCUUCAAGGUGAAGGUCUUUCGGUAUUGCAUUUUUUCUUAAAACAAUUAUCUAUCCUGUCACCUUCUAGCACUAAACAUGUGAUAUCUCAAGUUUUUGCUGCUCUUGUACCAUUCUUGGAGAAAGAGGCAGAAAAUUCAUCUACCCACACAAGUAAAAUUGUGGAGAUAUUGGAGGAACUUGUUGUUCAGAAUAAGGUUAUCUUAAAACAGCAUAUUCGUGAAUUCCCUACUGUACCCAAUGUUCCUGUCCUCUCAGAAGUGAAUAAAGUAAUUCAGGAAGUACGUGGAGCUAUGACCCUGAAAGAUCAGUUGCACGAUGCUGUGGAGGGGUUAAAUCAUGAAAAUUUAAAUGUGAGAUACAUGGUAGCAUCUGAGCUAAGCAAGUUGUUGAACCUGAAACAUGCGGAGUUCAUUGGUUUGUUCACUAAGGAAGGGGAUUCAGUUAUGGAUCUGAUGAGCUCUUUGAUAACAUCACUGCUGAAGGGGUGUGCUGAGGAGUCAAGGACUUCAGUUGGGCAGCGACUGAAACUGAUAUGUGCGGAUUGCCUUGGAGCACUUGGUGCUAUUGAUCCAGCCAAAAUAAAGGGCUUUUCCAGCACACGCUUUAAAAUAGCAUGUUCUGAUGAUGAUCUGAUAUUUGAGCUGAUCCAUAAACAUCUGGCCAGGGCUUUUCGAGCAGCACCUGACACCAUCAUUCAAGAUUCAGCUGCACUUGCUAUCCAGGAGCUGCUAAAAAUUGCUGGAUGUGAGGCUUCCCUCGACGAUAAUGUUCUGCAGUCGGCUGGAGACAUACAGCACUCAAAGUUGGAUGGAAGUUCUUCACGGGGGGGCAUGGGUGAUGGAAGUGAAAUACUUGGAAGAGGGCAGAGGUUGUGGACCCGUUUCUCUAACUAUGUGAAAGAGAUAAUCGCCCCUUGCUUAACCUCAAGAUUCCAACUUCCUAAUGUGUCAGAUAUGGCUACUUCUGGUCCAAUAUACCGGCCAUCAAUGUCUUUCAGAAGAUGGAUCUAUUUUUGGAUUAAAAAAUUAACUGCACUUGCCACAGGCCCUCGAUCUGCAAUUUUCAAUGCUUGUCGUGGUAUUGUGAGACAUGAUAUGCAAAUAGCCAUGUAUCUUCUACCUUAUUUAGUCUUAAAUGCUAUAUGUGAGGGUACUGAGGAGGCCCGUUGUGGGAUAACAGAGGAAAUUUUAUCAGUUCUUGAUGCUGCUGCAUCAGAUAGUAGCACUACUACUGCUCAUGGUAAUAAUUCUGGGCAAAGUGAGGUGUGCAUUCAAGCUGUAUUCAAUCUUCUUGACAAUUUAGGCCAAUGGGUUGAUGAUGUGGAGCAAGAAAUUAGUCUUUCCCAGCCACUUCACUCGUCCAAUUCCAAGCAACAAGCUGUCAAGUUGAACAUCCAUAGUACAGAUUUUAAUCAACUGCUUAUACCAUGCAAACAUGUCUCAGAACUCCUUAGCGCAAUUCCUAAAAUUACGCUCGCUAAGGCCUCAUUUAGAUGUCAGGCUUAUGCCAGGUCUUUAUUGUAUUUUGAGUCUUAUGUGAGAGGCAAGUCAGGAACGUUUAACCCUGCUUCUGAAAAGAGUGGCAUCUUUGUGGAUGAAGACAUAUCUUUUCUAAUGGAGGCAUACAGUGGAUUGGAUGAGCCGGAUGGUUUAUCUGGUUUGGCAUCACUACGGAAAUCAAUAAGCUUACAGGACCACCUCCUGAUUAACAAAAAGGCUGGGAACUGGGCAGAAGUUUUGACUUCUUGUGAACAGGCUCUGCAGAUGGAACCAUUUUCUGUUCAAAGACACUCCGAUGUCCUUAACUGCUUGCUUAACAUGUGCCAUUUACAGGCCAUGGUUACUCAUGUGGAUGGAUUGAUUUCUAGAGUUCCUCAGUAUAAGAAAACAUGGUGCACACAAGGGGUUCAGGCUGCCUGGAGGCUUGGGAGGUGGGAUUUAAUGGAUGAGUACCUGACUGGGGCUGAUGCAGAAGGCUUGCUUUAUAGCAGCUCUGAGAGCAAUGCUUUGUUUGACAAUGAUGUUGCAAAAAUUCUUCAGGCAAUUAUGAAAAAAGAUCAAUUCUCUGUUGCUGAGAAAAUUGCACUGUCUAAACAAGCUUUGAUUGCUCCACUCGCUGCAGCUGGGAUGGAUUCUUAUGCUCGGGCAUAUCCAUUUGUUGUCAAGCUUCACUUGCUUCGUGAGAUUGAAGAUUUCAAUUCUCUACUUAAUGGUGAGUCCUUUUUGGGGAAAAGUUUCCAAUUAGAUGAAAUAGAAUUCUCAAGGACAUUGGAAAACUGGGAAAGCCGCCUCAAACUGACCCAACCAUCUCUGUGGGCGAGGGAACCUCUCUUAUCCUUCCGAAGACUUGUAUUUAGUGCCAGCGGCCUAGGGGCUCAAGUUGGGAAUUGCUGGAUACAAUACGUGAAGCUUUGCCGUUCAUCUGGGCAUUAUGAAACUGCAAACCGUGCAAUUUUGGAAGCCCAGGCUGCAGGAGCAUCAAAUGUUCACAUUGAGAAGGCUAAGAUUCUGUGGAGCACUAGGAGGUCUGAUGGUGCCAUUGCAGAACUUCAGCAAUCUCUACUGAGCAUGCCUGCUGAGGUCGUUGGUUCCAAUGCAAUAUCAGCCAUUACAAGCCUGUCUGUUGUUCCUGUGAAUCCUCCACCUUUGCUCUCUGAUAGUCAAGCUGUGAACAGGAAUCUAGAUGUAUCAAAGACACUCCUUCUGUACUCACGGUGGAUUCACUACACCGGCCAAAAACAGAAGGAAGAUGUGAUAAAUCUCUACUCUAGGGUGAAGGAACUGCAACCCAAGUGGGAGAAGGGAUACUUCUACAUGGCAAAAUACUGUGAUGAAGUGCUUGUUGAUGCUCGAAAACGCCAGGAAGACAGUGCUGAACAAUCAUUGAGAUUGAUGCCAUCUAAUUUCUCGCGUGUUGCAUCUGUUAAUGUACAGCAAUCUGAGCGAAGAUGGUGGACUUACCUUCCGGAUGUCUUGUUAUUUUAUGCUAAAGGGCUUCAUAGGGGACACAAGUAUCUCUUCCAGGCUCUUCCAAGGUUGUUGACGUUAUGGUUUGAUUUCGGGAGCUUUUAUUACACAAGUAACAUGCAUUCCAGUAAAGAUAUGAAGAAUGUUCAUGGGAAGGUCAUGAGCAUCAUGAGAGGCUGCUUGAAGGACUUGCCAACCUACCAAUGGUUGAGUGUGUUGCCUCAACUGGUUUCGAGGAUUUGCCACCAGAAUGAAGAAACUGUUCGGUUGGUGAAGCAUAUAAUUACUUCUGUUCUAAGGCAGUAUCCACAACAAGCCCUUUGGACCAUGGCUGCUGUUACAAAAUCUACUGUUUCUUCAAGAAGGGAAGCUGCUUCCGAGAUCAUUCAAGCUGCUAAAAAGGGAUCCAGUCAAGUAGGUUCGAAUUCUAUGUUUGCUCAAUUUGCAACACUAGUGGAUCAUCUUAUCAGGUUAUGCUUCCAUCCGGGGCAAACAAAGGCAAAGAGCAUCAAUAUUUUAACUGAGUUUAGUGCCCUGAAGAGGAUAAUGCCUUUGGAAAUUAUUAUGCCAACCCAGGAAUCCCUCACUGUCAAUCUACCUUUGUAUGAUGUGAAUUUAACUGAUUCUGGUACAUCUGAUAUAUUUUCAUAUUCGGAUCUUCCGACAAUAUCUGGAAUAGGUGACGAGGCGGAGAUUCUUUCCUCGCUUCAGAGACCAAAGAAAAUCAUUCUCAUAGGUAGUGAUGGAUCCGAGCGUCCAUUUCUUUGCAAACCUAAAGAUGACCUUCGAAAAGACGCCCGCAUGAUGGAAUUCAAUGCAAUGAUAAAUCGUUUACUGUCAAAAUGCCCUGAAAGCCGUCGUCGGAAGCUUUAUAUUCGAACGUUUGCUGUGAUUCCAUUGACAGAAGAUUGCGGUAUGGUUGAGUGGGUUCCCCAUACUCGCGGGCUCCGACAUAUUCUCCAGGAUAUCUAUAUAAGCUGUGGAAAGUUUGAUAGGCAGAAAACAAAUCCUCUGAUUAAGCGAAUUUAUGACCAAUCACAAGGUAAAAUGCCAGAGGAUGAAAUGCUGAAGGCCAAGAUUCUGCCAAUGUUCCCCCCAGCUUUUCACAAAUGGUUUCUUAACACAUUCUCGGAGCCAGCCACGUGGUUUAGGGCACGUGUUGCCUAUGCACAUACUACUGCUGUGUGGUCUAUGGUGGGGCACAUUGUUGGGCUCGGCGAUCGGCAUGGUGAAAACAUUCUUUUUGAUUCAACAACAGGAGAUUGUGUCCAUGUUGAUUUUAGUUGCUUGUUUGACAAGGGCCUGCAAUUGGAGAAGCCAGAGCUGGUGCCAUUCAGAUUGACACAGAACAUGAUCGAUGGGCUAGGCAUCACGGGAUAUGAGGGAACGUAUCUGAGAGUCUGCGAGAUCACACUCCAAAUUCUGAGGGAACACAAGGAGACGCUCAUGAGUGUGUUGGAGACAUUUAUCCAUGAUCCUCUUGUGGAAUGGACAAAAUCCCACAAGUCAAGUGGAGUAGAAGUACAAAAUCCACAUGCACAGUUGGAGGCGUGGCAUGCCCUGUCGUGUCGUGUAAUCAGUAUGCGAUAUUAUUCUGUGUGUGCAGAGAGCCAUCAGCAACAUAGAAGCCCGGCUGCAAGGAGUGGUGGUUGGUGUAGGAGCAGCGCCAUCUUUGCCCCUUGCUGUGGAAGGACAAGCGCAGCGUCUAAUCGCAGAAGCUGUGUCCCUCAAGAAUCUGGGGAAGAUGUAUAUAUGGUGGAUGCCUUGGUUUUAAGAAGAAUAAUUAGAAAGAUCCAGAGAGAUAGAGAGUUGGGGUGGCUUCGGAGUUUAUGGAUGAAUUGAAUUGGAGGAGUUAC
Messenger RNA from Andrographis paniculata, 8504 nucleotides. Its product is annotated as serine/threonine-protein kinase ATR. The coding region runs from base 175 to 8490 and encodes 2771 amino acids. Gene Ontology annotation, molecular function: protein binding; protein serine/threonine kinase activity. Gene Ontology annotation, cellular component: nucleus. Lineage: Eukaryota; Viridiplantae; Streptophyta; Magnoliopsida; Lamiales; Acanthaceae. The transcript has 15 exons. The record is from RefSeq and is a predicted model, not a curated record. Gene Ontology annotation, biological process: protein phosphorylation; DNA damage checkpoint signaling; telomere maintenance.